Messenger RNA from Diaporthe amygdali, 537 nucleotides. RefSeq lists its product as uncharacterized. The record is from RefSeq and is a predicted model, not a curated record. Bases 1 to 537 code for a protein of 178 amino acids. NCBI's taxonomy places the organism in Eukaryota, Fungi, Ascomycota, Sordariomycetes, Diaporthales, Diaporthaceae. The transcript has a single exon.
AUGGCCGGUCUCGCCCUUCUGAGUGUCGCUCCGUUGCUGUCGGCAACGGGCUCGAUAAUGUUUACUAUCUCAGAAGAUACUUUUAUCCGGCCCCUCGUGCGCACCUCCCCCUCAGCGCCAGAGAUGGAGGCCCGCCGGCACGCCAACCGAAUCCUGCCAGGGCUCAUGGACUUCACCCGCAACGGUCUGGCCAUCAUAUUCACCACCUACCCAAUCAGUAUCGCGACCGCGGCAGCCAACCUCGCACGCCACGACGGGGCGGUGGCGCUCUCGGCACAAGCCGCCAGGAAUCCGCGCAUUGCGGCCGGCUUCUACCUCGCGGGUCUUGUCUUUAGCGUCCUGCACAUGCCAUUCGGGCCUGGUGCGAUGAAGCUAUUGGAGGCGGUUCGUGCUGAUAAGGGUACAGACGGGGAUGCAAAGGCAGAUAACACUGCCAGCAUGGCGUCUUGGUUGCGUAUCAACACGAUCAGGGCUUGUGUGGCUGACUUUCCCUCGUGGGCAUGCUACUUCGUGGCUUUUAUGUUUGCGAACUCGUGA